GAUACAGACAGUUACGAGGAGCAAGAAAAGGCAGCACGGGGCACAGUCAGGCUACAGGGACAGGCUUCGCAAUAUUUUUUAUUUAAAGGACAUAUUUUACGAUGGAUUCACAACCUCCUCUAAAACCAUGGGAACGGCGGAUUCCCGGAGCUAUGAGUGCACCUAUAAAUUACAGGUCUACAGACUUUGUAGCAGCCCCAGGCCUCUCAACACCUGCUGGUCCGCCUGUCUUGACCAGGGUGGCUCCUCCAGUGCCUCCUCGCACCGUCCAGCAGUCCUACCGUCCAUCCUACAGCUCUUUCACCUCGUCUUACAGCCCCUACGGGAGCUCCAUCUACGGUGGCUACAGCCCCUAUAGUUAUGGUGGCGGCUAUGGCCUGGGAGGGUACAGCCGCCUCCCUCACACAGAAGAAAUUGCUCCCAGUCGGUUUGUGCAGCAGGCGGAGGAGAGCAGCCGUGGUGCCUUUCAGUCCAUCGAGAGCAUCGUCCAGGCAUUUGCUUCCGUUAGCAUGAUGCUGGACGCCACCUUUUCAGCUGUGUAUAACAGUUUCCGAGCUGUGCUGGAUGUAGCCAACCAUCUAACACGGCUCCGCGCUCACCUCACCAGAGUUUUGUCAGCAUUUGCUCUAGUGCGCACACUACGUUACCUUUACCGACGGUUGCAGCGGCUGCUGGGGAGGGCAUCGGAUGCUGAUGUUGAAGACCUGUGGGCUGACGGUACGAGUGAUGGUCUGGCUACAACUUCAUCCAGAGGGUAUGGAGCAGGAAACGAGGAUCAGAGUGUUAAGUCCUGGCCAAUUUUCCUGUUUUUUGCUGUAGUCCUGGGUGGACCAUAUCUUAUCUGGAAGCUGCUAAGCUCCAGUCCUAACUCUGAAGAAAAUGCAACUAACUGGGCCAGUGGGGAGGAUGACCAUGUUGUGGCCAGAGCCGAGUAUGAUUUUUCUGCUGCUUCUGAGGAGGAGAUUUCUCUGCGGGCUGGAGACAUGCUUAACCUCGCUCCUAAAGAUCAACAGCCCCGGGUGCGCGGCUGGCUGCUGGCCAGCGUGGACGGUCAGACCACAGGACUUGUCCCAGCCAACUAUGUGAAAGUCCUUGGCAAGCGAAGGGGCCGUAAGCACGCAGAGAUGGAGAGGCUCGCUCAGGUCCAGCAAGGGAACACACCGGCCUCUCAAACAGCCACGGCUGCUCAACCACAGUCAACCUCAGCCCCAGGUUAUCCCCCAGAUGUCCCCACAGCCUCCACCUCCACCUCUGCAGAGCAGCUGCUGGAGUCCGUGUACACAAAAACUCCAUCUUCCUUCAGUCUGGGAAGAUCCAGCUCCAGCACAGUGCUAAACAUCCCUGAAAAGACGGAUCUGUGAUGAUUGUGCCUGUAUGCUUAGGGGUUCAUUUACACCAGUGGUUAGCUUGACUCAUAAUCACCAGACAGUUUGUGUUUGGACUGGAAAGCAAAGGGUGUUCUCUGAACCUUCUGUUAGGAUGACAAAUGGUUUUUAACCACAUGUUCACUGCGUGUGUCUGGUAUCUUUAGCUUGCUGUUGUCAGACUAGUAAGAAAGAAAGCAGCUUAGUUUGUUUUCUUAAUGUCAGUCAGUGAGGUCGAGUAUUUACUGACAGAAUAAGAACAACAGUAUUUUGUUGGACAGUGUGAUUGUGUAACCCUGUGUGUGGUUUUUGCCGUCAACUGAAGGCCGCUUCGUCUUCUGUGUUGCUUUCUGUCUGAAGAAAAUAAGAUCAGAUUAAUUCAGAAUUAGAUGAGUUUAACUUUGCACAUUUUCAGUGGUUUAUUAGCCACAUAAGGUAAUUUUGUAAAUAUUUAAUAUAAAUAUUUUGAAAAUAAAUAAUUU
Melanotaenia boesemani (Boeseman's rainbowfish) is the source of this 1846-nucleotide messenger RNA. RefSeq names its product peroxisomal biogenesis factor 13 (gene pex13). Gene Ontology annotation, cellular component: peroxisomal membrane; peroxisomal importomer complex; peroxisome. The record is from RefSeq and is a predicted model, not a curated record. Gene Ontology annotation, molecular function: protein binding. The coding region runs from base 102 to 1361 and encodes 419 amino acids. The transcript is spliced from 4 exons. Gene Ontology annotation, biological process: protein import into peroxisome matrix, docking. Lineage: Eukaryota; Metazoa; Chordata; Actinopteri; Atheriniformes; Melanotaeniidae.